This is a messenger RNA of Rhincodon typus (whale shark), 875 nucleotides long. Its product is annotated as NF-kappa-B essential modulator-like. Gene Ontology annotation, molecular function: K63-linked polyubiquitin modification-dependent protein binding. The record is from RefSeq and is a predicted model, not a curated record. Gene Ontology annotation, cellular component: nucleus; cytoplasm. Gene Ontology annotation, biological process: regulation of canonical NF-kappaB signal transduction. The annotation marks the transcript as partial. NCBI's taxonomy places the organism in Eukaryota, Metazoa, Chordata, Chondrichthyes, Orectolobiformes, Rhincodontidae. The transcript is spliced from 6 exons.
CACAUGUCUCGCGGCCAGGGCAGCGUGUUGGCAGAGAUGGUGCAGCCUGGUGCUAGCCUGGGGAGCGAGCCGGAGACGAUGGGGGAGGAGGCGGCACGUCAACGGGGCCCGUUCCAGGCCAGGAGCGAUUACAACAGCCUGGGCGCCCUCCUGCAGCUCAACCGCGAUCUCCAGGCCGAGAACGCCAGCCUCCGAGAAGCUAUUCGACAGAGUAACCUGGAACUGAAGGAGAGGUGCGGGGAGCUGCAGGAUUUCCAAGCGAGGGAGCGUCGGGUCAAGGAAUUUGUUGUGUGUCGGUUUCGCGAUGCUCGCCUCCUGGUCGAACAGCUCAGGGCGGCCAACAGCGAGCUCCGCAGGGCGCUAGCCGAGGGGAACAAAGAGGGGACCGGGCAAGAGUGCGCCAGCGGCAGGAGUUCCAUGGAGUCGUGCACCACCCUCACCGAGAGCACUGUGGCCAAGAGCCUGGAGGACGGGCCCUCGGGCGGCGCCGCGGUUGGAGACCAGGUCGAAGGGAAUGAGUUUGUUCGUCUUCUCAAAGCGAGGAAGGAGGAAUUGGAGGAAGAUUUGAAAAAACUCCGGGAACAGAAUCGGGAAUUACAGAACAAACUGGCAGUAGCAGGAUCUGUUGUAGUUAUACAGACACGGAUUGCACACUUCGAGCAGCAGGAGGAGAAAUUCAAACAGCAGGAGGCACAGCUACAACAACAAAAAGCGGCCACAGAACAGAAACUGCACGGUCUUACCCAACAGCUGGAGGUGGGUGCGGGGCCGGACGCCUCAAUGAUUUUUGUCUCCAUUGGCUACGGAUUCUUCGUCGAGCUGACCUUCAGCGAGGCUCUCCGCUUCCUGGAGAAGAAGACCCAGCAUCUCAAUGA